AUGGCCACUGAUCAACUGAAGUCGUUGCGUGGUACCACGAAUGGCGCCACUCCUCACGUCCCCAACCUGGCCGGAGCCAAAAUCAAAAGCAUAGAAUACUUCCGAGUCAAGCCCAGGUGGUUAUUUGUCAAGAUCACAGAUGAUCAAAGUAACUACGGCUGGGGGGAAGCUACGCUUGAGGGCCAUACCAAAGCGGUGGAGGGUGCACUUGACGAGAUUAUUGAUCGUAUUAUCGGAUAUGAAGCAGAUGAUAUUGAACACAUCUGGCAAACGAUAUGGCGCUUGGGAUUCUACCGCGGAGGCCCAGUCUUCAUGUCUGCUCUUUCUGGGAUCGAUAUCGCUCUUUGGGAUCUUAAAGGACGAAAGCUGAACGUCCCCAUUUACCAGCUUCUUGGUGGGAAAGUUCGCAACAAGGUCCAGGUAUAUGCGUGGAUCGGUGGUGACAGGCCUUCGGACAUCGAAACCGCUGCCAAAGCUCGCAUUGCCCAGGGGCUGCGAUGCAUCAAGAUGAAUGCCACCGAGGAUGUCAACUGGCUGGACUCACCAUCCGUACUGGACUCGACCGUCGAGCGGCUGAAAAUUGUCAAAUCGCUCGGUCUGGAUGCCGGUCUAGACUUCCACGGACGCCUACACAAAGCCAUGGCCAAACAAUUGGCCAAAGCUCUGGAGCCGUACCGGCCACUCUUCAUCGAGGAGCCCCUCCUUGCAGAACAUCCUGAGGCUUACAAGCAGCUGAGCAACUGCACGACCAUCCCAAUUGCCCAGGGCGAGCGCCUGUACAACCGCUGGGACGUCAAGCGAUUCCUGGAAGAUGCUUCCGUCGAUAUCCUGCAGCCGGACAUCGCACACGCAGGAGGUAUUUCCGAAACGAAGCGUAUCGCCAACAUGGCCGAAGCAUACGACGUGGCCAUUGCACCGCACUGCCCCCUGGGACCGAUCGCUCUCGCCGCGAGCAUGCAGGUCGCCUUGAAUAUCCCUAACUUUGUAAUCCAGGAGAUGUCAUUGGGAAUGCACUACAAUGUCGAAGCUGGGGAGGAGGAUUUGAACACCUACCUCGUCGACGAGAGUGUAUUCGCAAUUGAGAACGGCUACGUCAAGGCUCCAACAGGUGCAGGGCUGGGUAUUGAGAUUAAUGAGGAAGUUGUCAGGAGGAUCUCUAAGACGACAGAGGCCUGGCAAUGUAAGGAGUUCUAUGGAGAAGACGGUAGCAUCCGGGAGUGGUAA
This is a messenger RNA of Exophiala aquamarina CBS 119918, 1224 nucleotides long. RefSeq names its product galactonate dehydratase. The record is from RefSeq and is a predicted model, not a curated record. Bases 1 to 1224 code for a protein of 407 amino acids. Lineage: Eukaryota; Fungi; Ascomycota; Eurotiomycetes; Chaetothyriales; Herpotrichiellaceae. The transcript has 3 exons. Gene Ontology annotation, molecular function: galactonate dehydratase activity. Gene Ontology annotation, biological process: D-galactonate catabolic process; amino acid catabolic process.